AUGGAAGUAAAACAAGAAUUUAGUGAAAACACACUUAAAGCAGAAGUAGAUAUAUAUUAUAAUAAGGUGGAUGAUGCUCUUUUAGAUGGCUUUAAAACUGAAAUCAAAGAGGAGUCUAAUAUAGAUACACAUGAUGAAUUUGAUUAUUUGGACCUAAAGGAAUUUCCCAUAAAGACUGAAUUAGAUCCUGAGAAUAAACUUGUUUCAUUUGAAGAAAAGCAAACAAUGAAAAUGGUAAGCUGGUAA
Molecule: messenger RNA, 246 nt
Organism: Diabrotica balteata
Lineage: Eukaryota; Metazoa; Arthropoda; Insecta; Coleoptera; Chrysomelidae
Source: the annotation of a GenBank genome assembly